Messenger RNA from Haliotis rubra (blacklip abalone), 696 nucleotides. RefSeq lists its product as uncharacterized. Bases 16 to 645 code for a protein of 209 amino acids. Lineage: Eukaryota; Metazoa; Mollusca; Gastropoda; Lepetellida; Haliotidae. The transcript is spliced from 5 exons. The record is from RefSeq and is a predicted model, not a curated record.
UGUGUACGCCAGCACAUGGCCUUGGUCAAGAUAACACUCGCGUCACCUAUGCGGUACCAUUUCUUGAUUGCAGGUGUGUCUUUGAUAGGACCAACUUCAGGACUCUACCGGUGCACAUCGACCACAAUGUUGACAUAUACACUUGCUGCUUUCUGUGCCACUGUUCUGGUGUCAGUUACGGAAGCGGCAGAUCCCGCUAGUCUCACAGAUUUGAUAAAGCUUCAGAUGCCCUGCCCUAUAUUUGACUGCAUGUACAUCGCGUGUCCGAGCGGUCAGUAUAAAACUAAUUAUGUCACGCUGAACGGCCGCAAGUGUCCAUCAUGCCAGACAUGCGUUGCGACAUCGUCAAUAACAGCCAGGAAAAUAUCGCCAAAUAUGCUGCCGUGUCCUAUUUUCGAGUGCAAGUUCUGCCCAAGUGGACGCUACACGCCAAACUACGUCACCGUGAAUGGUCAGUCUUGUCCGACCUGCGGCACUUGUGAGGACAUCCUCUCCAUCGCGGGCAGGGAAACACAGGAAACGGAUACAGAGUGCCCAGCCCCCAUGUGCGCGCCGACCAAUGAGUGUGACCAGGCGGACCUCGUUGUCAGCUACUUCGACUUCAACGGCAAAGAAUGUCCCGGAUGUAAAUCGUGCCCGAUGUAAAGUUGGAUACAGAUACAUGUUCGACACACAAAUACAAUAUAAGUACAUAUG